Molecule: messenger RNA, 1485 nt
Organism: Gigantopelta aegis
Lineage: Eukaryota; Metazoa; Mollusca; Gastropoda; Neomphalida; Peltospiridae
Product: heat shock 70 kDa protein 13-like
Exons: 7
Coding region: 110-1405 (431 amino acids)
Biological process (GO): vesicle-mediated transport; protein refolding; cellular response to unfolded protein
Cellular component (GO): cytosol; cytoplasm; nucleus
Molecular function (GO): misfolded protein binding; heat shock protein binding; ATP hydrolysis activity
Source: RefSeq, a predicted model, not a curated record
AGUUCAUGUCGGAAUAACACGUUUGUGUCACGCGUGGGAAAUAAUUGACAUAUGGAACAGAGAAUGAAUAGAGUCGUAUUACCGUAUUACUUUCGGUUACACUAACAGAAUGGGUGCGACUUUUAUAAUACUAGGUACUUCAAUGCUGGCUUUGCUGUUGGCUGGAUAUUUUGCACAGCAGUACUUACCACCACCCAAGCCCAAAAUUGUAGGGAUUGAUCUUGGUACCACGUUCUCCUGUGUAGGGUUGUACCAUGCUGUCUCUGGCACUGUUGAUGUGCUAGAGGUUCAGGAUGGACACAGAUGUAUUCCCAGUAUGGUGGCCUUUAGUGAUGAUGGUGUUCUCGUUGGGUAUAAAGCCAUGGCUCAAAGUGAACACAAUCCCCAGAAUACAUUGUACGAUUCUAAGAGGUUCAUUGGCAAAGUUUUCUCCAAAGAUGAUGUGAAGAAAGUGCAGAAGCAAUAUUCAUUUAAGCUGGAAGCAGAUGAGUAUGGUAUGGUUCACUACGUUGUGAAAGUUAACGGAACAGACAAGAAGGUUCUUCCAGAAGAGGUUGGUGCCAUUAUUAUUGGCAGUCUGAAGCAGGCAGCAGAACACAACUUAACUACAGCAGUUAACAAAGUGAUCAUGUCUGUACCAGCAGAAUUCGAUGACCUGCAGAGAAAUUACACAAAAAAGGCUGCAUCAAUAGCAGGCCUCGACUGUUACCGGGUGAUUAAUGAACCGACGGCUGCAGCCCUGGCUUACGGUCUUCAUAAGAAGCAGACACUACAGACUGUACUGGUAGUUGAUCUGGGAGGAGGAACGCUGGAUGUGUCACUGCUUCGAUCACAGGGUGGCAUGUUUCUCACUCAGGCAAUGGCAGGAAACAACCGUCUUGGUGGUCAAGACUUCAACCAAAGAUUACUUGACUUUCUAUUGAUGCUCAUCGAAAAACGACAUGGCAUACGGGUGACAGAUAAGGAAGAUCUACAGACACUACGACUUCAUGUCGAGGAGACCAAGCUUCGACUAGCCUACGAAAACCGAGCAGAAAUCAAAAUGAACCUUCACUCGUUAGGCAAUGAGAACUUCAGUGAGGUUAUAACAAGGAUGUUGUUUGAAGAAUUAAAUGCUGACUUGUUUAACAAGGUGUUAGAACCGGUGAAAAAAGUGUUAGAGGCUGCUCACCUUGUCAAAGAGGAUGUGGAUGAAAUUGUUCUAGUCGGUGGUUCAACUAGAAUCCCCAAAGUGCGUAGUUUGAUACAUAUAUUUUUUGGCAAGAAGCCCAACACAUCGGUGGACCCUGAGCUUGCUGUUGUGACGGGCGUCUCGGUGCAGGCAGGGAUUAUUGGUGGAAUGUGGCCUUUGACAGUCAGUGCCGUCGAGCUUCCAACUCGCGUCACCAAAAUACAUGUGCAUUAAAUAACAUUCCUGAUUUAGUAGGCAUUAUUUAUGGGAUAUUAAACGAACUUCUAUUUCGUUUGAUUUUUAUGUCCCAUGUG